AAUAUAAUAAUUUAUUAAAACAAAAUAAUAGAAAAUAAAGCAAGCUAAUCAUUCAAAUAGAAAUUAAUUCAGAUUGAAAGUAGGUUUAUGGCAUCGUAUAAACAAGGCCCAGUCCACAAUAACUAGUACGUAAAAGCUAGAAACACCAUUUUUUAUCCUCUCGCUUCUGCUUAAGCUAAUAACAAUAAUGAAAGGAGAAUUUUUGAAACAAAGUUUGCUUUGAGAUAGAAUAUUCACAACGUUAAGCCAACUAUUCCAAUUAUUUAUAGGCUUCCUAACACAACAACUUGCAAAGAACAUAAAAAUGUCAAUCCAUAAUAAAAAGUUUUAUAAUUUCCAGGCUAUUCUAAUCCUACUUCUCCUAGAGUAUGCACUUCAAAAUAAGAAAUAGAUGGUAAAAAACUUUGUUAAAGUUUAGGAAACAGCCCUGUUAAAUAAUAGAUAGCUUAGCACAAUGAAAAUGAAUACCUUUAGAAAAACAACACUAUGAUUACAAGUCUUAGUCUAAGCCCUCAAAGAUAGCAAUAGUAGUAAUAAGAAAAAAAAAUAUAAACACUGAUUGUUCCAUUUUAAUCUCCAUAGAAUAAAAUGAAAAAAACUCUUAUUCUAGACUUAGACGAAACUCUUAUUCAUAGCUCAUAAAUGAAACCAAAGAAAUAUGAUUUAAAUUUCAAUAUACAAACCUCUACUACUAAAGAAGAAUUUUUUGUCAAAUUUAGACCAAAUGUAUCGAAUUUUUUGAGGAUUAUGGCAAAUUACUAUGAAGUGUUUAUCUGGACAGCUAGCAUAAAAGAAUAUGCAGAUGUAAUAAUAAAUCAACUUGAUCCUUCUGGUAGUUUUAUUUCUUACAGACUAUAUAGAGAUAGUUGCAGAAAGAAAGGGGAUUACUACAUCAAAGAUUUAGCUCUUUUGAAUAGAAACAUGAAAGAUGUCAUAAUAAUUGAUAAUUUAAGCACCUGCUUUAACUUGCAUUAAGAAAAUGGUAUUCAAAUUUAAGAUUUCACUAAUGAUGAAACUGACAACGAACUUGAAAAAUUAACACCUUUUCUUAUUUUUGCUAGUGAUGUGAAUGAUGUCAGAGAUGUCUUUAAAUGGAAAAUUAAAUUUGAAAAUUAAUCUCAUUUUGAGUUUAAAAACAUGCAAAAUUAGAAUAAGAUAUAUAUUAACUAAUCUAAAUCAAAUGAAUUGACUAAUUCAAAUAUUUAACAAAUUGCUCCAUAUUUUAUCCAAAGUAAUCAUUAAUCUGAGGUGAAUGAUAGUUAACCUAACAAGUAGAGUAAUUAAUUCAAAGUAACUGAAAAUAUUUAGUAAAGAUUAAUAUAAAAGAAUCAACUAAAUCAAAGUUACUAAGUAAAUUAAAAUAAAAAUGAUUAAUGCGAUUAAACUGAAAUGGGUGAAGAUUAUAUAUAUAGAAGUAGAAGAUCAGUCAGCAACUCACUUGAAAAUUCUUAAAACAUAUCUAAAUGUGAUCAAUUUAGCAAAAUUGUAAAUUUAGAACACAGUUUUGGAGGAAAUUAGAAUAACAAUGGAGAUAAUUAAAUCAAUCCAAUUUUCUAAGAAUUUACUUUUUCAAAGCUGAAAAUAGAGGAAAGCAGGGUAGUAGAAGAAGUAAUCGGUAAGAAUACAGAAAGAGUUAUAGAAAAAAUAAACAAUUCAAAUAAACAUGAAAGGAUUCCCUUUAAAUAAAUUGAUUGUGGCAACUAAAGUUAAAUAAAUUAUUCACCUUAGUUUAAUUUUUCAUAGACUAAAAACUCUUCUCACUAAAUAUAAGGUUAUCAUCACUCAUUAUAGCCAACAGUAUUUAAACUGAUUGAAUAACCUGUGUGUUAAAAUUCUAAUCCUCAAAGUAAUAGAUAAACACCCAGCUUUGAGAGAAAAAGAGAUGAUAAUGAUAAUAAAGAAAAUAAAUCAUAGUUGUAAAAUGCUUUCUAAAAUAUUUAAAAAGGCUUGUAAGAAAUAAUCCAAGACUAGAAGAAUUAAAAAAGCUAUUAAAAAUUGAAUAAUAUUUUUAUUAAACCUAUUGAAUAAAAUAACCUGGAUGUAUCAAAGACAAAUUAAAAACCUGUUAUACUAAAUUAAUCUAGUUAAAAUAUAGAUAAUAAUACAAGAACUAAUUUUCAAAAAAGUAGAUAUAGUGCCUUUGAAAGUUAGGGCAAUAAAGAAGAAUAAGCUAAUAUGUUGAAAAUCGAUGAUAACCUUAACUAAAGGUCAUGUCAAAUUUAAGAAUAAAAAGAAAUGAAAGGUCAAAUUACCUAAUCUUAAGUUGAAAGCUAAAAAUAAAAAGAAGAUUGCAACUUUCAUGAAUUUAACAUUUAUGAAGAUCACCCUAUUCCGAAAUUCCUCUAGCUUCCAAGCAGGAAAAUAGAAAAAAAGGUUGUUUUAUAACAAAAUGAAAAAUGCGAAUAAAAAUAAUUUACUUUCUAAGCUGCUAAGACUUAAUGCGAAAUGCAUAAAUAAGCUUAAGGAUUGAGUGUUAAAGAAAAUAAAAAUGAAAUUUUAGAGAGACUUUCUAAUAAGCAGUAGAAUAAAGAAGUACCAUAAAUUAAGAAAGAUCUUUCAAUUUAAAGUAUUUCUAUUGAAUUCAGACGACACACUCUUGACACCAUAUAAUCAAAUAAAAAUAACAAUUAAAGUAACUUAGAAGAUUAAUAAAAAAGUCAAUAAUCUAAAUAUCCAAAAAUAUUUGAUCAAAAUGUGCCUUAAAAAAUUCCAGUGAUUGGAAAUCAUAUAUAACUUUCUAAAUAUAAACCACUUUCCUAGUAGGAAACUUCAACUUAAGCUUAAAUUUAAGUGACAGAUAUAUAAUUAUUAAAUACAAAUAAUCAGGAAAAAAUGAUAAAAUCAUUGUAAUGCCAAUAAGCAGGAAAAGAUCAUUCAGUUGACCAAAACAAUACUUCUCUCUAAAACAUACAGCAUAAUUAGCAAGAAAUAAUACAGCCUAAAAGACAUUAUAGCUAGUAUGUUUCAUCUAAUUAAAUUUUAGAAAACUAAUAGCCUCAAAAAUCUAACUACCAAUUUAUAAAAUCUAUAUUAAAAGAAAACUAAUGUAAAAAUGAUAAAAAUAAAGAAAAUUUGAAAUAAAAUUAAAAAUAGUUAAUUGAUUAGUGCCCAUAACAACAUAUACAGAUAUUAAAGCAAAACAAAAAUGAGAAUUAAUCUCCUAUACUCAUUUAAAAUAAUUAAUUACUAUUUAAUGUUAAGCCUUAUUUAGUCGAGAAAUAAAACACACUAGAAUAAAAGACACCAAGCACUGCAAGUCAUUCAAAAUAUAAUAGCACAAUAGAAGAUGGAUCAAGUAAAAAAGAAAAGUUAUUUUAAUUUUAAAAUCAUGUACAAUCAUUUGAAGAGUAUACAAAUUAAGGCUCAAAAUUUCCUCAAGUUAUUAGCUAAAAAAAAGUGUAGUUUUAUAACCCUAAUUAAAUUAGCAAUAAAAAUAACAGAACCUUUGCAUAAUUUGAGAGUUAUAUUUAACAAAUUUAAUGA
Tetrahymena thermophila SB210 is the source of this 3483-nucleotide messenger RNA. RefSeq names its product NLI interacting factor-like phosphatase. The record is from RefSeq and is a predicted model, not a curated record. The transcript has 7 exons. Gene Ontology annotation, molecular function: phosphoprotein phosphatase activity. NCBI's taxonomy places the organism in Eukaryota, Ciliophora, Oligohymenophorea, Hymenostomatida, Tetrahymenidae.